UCGCCAUUGCAAUUUUUUCCUGUGAACGACAGACAUCAUUUUUUUUAACAUACAGGCUACAAAAAGAGGACAAACACUGCGCAUAUUUAAUAUAAAAGUCAACUUGUCGUUAAACCAACGAGAUGAAACACAACUCGAACGUCCCGGCUUUUCUGACCAAACUGUGGACGUUGGUAGAAGAUGCAGACACUAAUGAGUUUAUCUGCUGGAGUCAGGAGGGAAACAGCUUCAUGGUGUUGGACGAGCAGCGCUUUGCGAAGGAGAUCCUCCCCAAGUUCUUCAAGCACAACAACAUGGCCAGCUUCAUCAGGCAGCUCAACAUGUAUGGAUUCCGAAAAGUCAUGCACAUCGACACAGGCAUCGUUAAGCAAGAGAAAGACGGACCGGUGGAGUUUCAACAUCCGUACUUCAAACAUGGACAGGACGACCUGCUGGAGAACAUCAAGAGGAAGGUUUCUAAUGCUCGUCCAGAGGACAAUAAGAUCAGACAAGAGGACCUGAGUAAGAUCUUAGUGAGCGUUCAGAGUGUUCACAGCAAACAGGAGAACAUCGACGCCAGACUGGCAACACUGAAGAGAGAGAAUGAAGCCCUUUGGAGGGAGGUGUCAGAUCUAAGGCAGAAGCACGUCCACCAACAACAGCUCAUAAAGAAGCUGAUACAUUUCAUCGUCACACUCGUACAGAACAACCACAUCUUGAAUUUGAAACGCAAAAGGCCCAUUCUGAUGAACGGCAACGGAAAGAAACCCAAAUACAUUCAUCAGAUCUAUGAUGACAAAGUGUGUGUGGAACAGUCAACAGUCAACAGUCUGAACGGUGUCAAGAGCUCCGAGUUAUCAGACGACGUCAUCAUCUGUGACUUAACAGAGAGCGAAGCUGAGGGGUCGAUCGGCGUCACAGAGGGGUCCACCGGGGUCAGCGAGGCAUCGACCAGCAUCACUGAGGGGUAUCCAAAGACAGAGCAAGGUGAGGUGGAGAUAGUGGAGGUGGAGCUGGAUGGCUGUGCGGUCCUGGCGGCUGAGACGGAGGUGAGCACCACCUGCACAGACGACAAACGGAGUGACGCCGAUGCCGCUUUGACGGACGAUAAGGGCGGGGCUUUGGAGGGUGCCGGAGCCACCAGCAGCGCCCUGCAGCUCAACAAAGCCCCGGGCCUGAGUCUGGAGGACCCCGUCAAGAUGAUGGACUCCAUACUGAACGAGAACGGAGCCAUAUCGCAGAACAUCAACCUGCUCGGAAAGGUGGAGCUCAUGGACUAUUUGGACAGUAUCGACUGCAGUCUGGAGGACUUCCAGGCCAUGCUUUAUGGAAAACAGUUUGGCAUGGAUUUGGAUGCUGUAGAGGAGAGCGUGGCCUCCAAAGAAAACACAUCACAGCUGAACAGAAGCCGGACAGAGGACACCCACACAGAUAAACAGCUGAUCCAGUACACAUCGUGCCCUCUUCUGGCCUUUCUUGACGGUUGUCCUCAUGCCCCAGAGCUGGACCUGGGGAGCUCCAGCAGCAGCUCCAGCGGCUCCGCCCACCCCUCCACCCUUGGCUCCGCCCCGUCCUCUGCGGCAGAGGCCAAGCUGCCGUCGGAGCUGCUGGAUUCGGGCGUGGUGGAGUCGAAGCAGCCGGUGCGCAGCUCCCUGAUCAGACUGGAGCCUCUGACGGAGGCCCAGGCCAGCGAGGAGACCCUGUUCUACCUGUGUGAACUGAGUCCUGGGGGGCUGGAGGCCGACUCCACGCAGCUGGACCGCCUCUGAGCGGGGACACCCCCCCUCCGUUGUCGUAUUUUCAAAGUGUCCACUUGUGUGUGUGUGCUGUUGAACCGUUCUGUGUAAAGGACACAAAGACCAGAGGGUCGGUGCCACUGCAGACAUUUAACAUGAUAGGUCCCAUCUGAGUCACCUGACCAUGUCCUCAUCCACCAGGUGUCCAAAAGUCUGUGGACACGUUCAAUCCAGGUGUUUGUGUUCCAGCAGGGAUCAGGGAUCCAAAACAAUAAGGACUAAUGUCAGAAUUAGGGCUGUGUAUCGGCAAGAAUCUGGUGAUAAUACA
This is a messenger RNA of Sphaeramia orbicularis (orbiculate cardinalfish), 2043 nucleotides long. Its product is annotated as heat shock factor protein 2-like. The record is from RefSeq and is a predicted model, not a curated record. Gene Ontology annotation, biological process: regulation of DNA-templated transcription. Gene Ontology annotation, molecular function: sequence-specific DNA binding; DNA-binding transcription factor activity. The transcript has 12 exons. The coding region runs from base 123 to 1748 and encodes 541 amino acids. NCBI's taxonomy places the organism in Eukaryota, Metazoa, Chordata, Actinopteri, Kurtiformes, Apogonidae.